Molecule: messenger RNA, 2493 nt
Organism: Gavia stellata (red-throated loon)
Lineage: Eukaryota; Metazoa; Chordata; Aves; Gaviiformes; Gaviidae
Product: chloride channel protein C-like
Exons: 17
Coding region: 1-2493 (830 amino acids)
Biological process (GO): transmembrane transport; chloride transport
Cellular component (GO): intracellular membrane-bounded organelle; membrane
Molecular function (GO): voltage-gated chloride channel activity
Source: RefSeq, a predicted model, not a curated record
AUGUCAUCACUUUUUUCCCAUAGGACACACGUGGAAGAUGGUGAAGAGGAGAUGUUAAUGGCAGAAGAUCGUGGGCCUGAUUUGAUUCAGUCUCAGGAUCUUAGGAGGCAAUGCAGCAUCAGCAGAAGCAGUUUAGCGUAUUAUCACUGCAAAGAGGAGGAAGGAGAACACCUGAUAGCCCAUGAGAGUUUGGAUUAUUUGCCUUCACACAGUAAAGUCUAUAAGAAGUGGCUACAAGAGAAAACGUACAGGAAAGAGUGGGAUCGAUGGCUGCUGAUGGGGCUAAUUGGAACAGCAGUUGGGAUGCUGGGGUUUUUGAUUCAUCAGAUAAUUGACUUUCUCAUCGAAUUGAAAUGGGACCUGGUGGAAAAUUACCUGCAGGAUGGCAACAUCCACAUGACCUGGCUGUGCGCGCUUGGGUCUGGGCUGGCCAUGGUGGUCGUCUCUUCAGGCUCAAUGCUGUUCUUUUGCCCAGCAGGUUCACCGUUUGGCUUGCCAGAAAUCAUUGGGUAUUUGAAUGGCACUUCUAUUCAACAUCUUUUUAACAUCAAGACCUUUUUAGGGACGUUUGUUUCAUGCGUGCUGGCUGUAGCCUCUGGGCUCUUCUGCGGGCCAGAAGGUCCCAUGAUCCAUUUGGGUGCUCUCCUGGGUUGUGGCCUGAGCCAGCUGCAGUUGGACACCCUUGGCCUCCGGCUCCCGAUCUUCACCAGGUUUCGGAAUUCAGCUGAUAAGCGCAGUUUCAUUACGGCUGGUGCGGGAGCCGGGAUAGCUUCGGUAUUUCGUGCCCCCAUCGGCGGGCUCUUGUUCACGUUAGAAGAAGUGUCUUCGUUCUGGGACAUCAGGCUAGCCUGGCAAACCUUCUUCUGCUGCUUGAUGGCUACCUUCACCACGGAUUUACUGUCCUCUUCUCUCUAUGGGUUUGUUUACAGAGGUCAUUUUGGAUUUUUUGAAGCAGAGAAAAGAAUUAUAUUUUGGGUUAAGAACUUGCUGGACAUGAACAUCUUGGCCUUUGUUCCGACUAUCCUCCUUGGAAUGCUUGGAGGUCUUCUGGGAGCUCUCUUUGUUUCCCUAAAUAUAAAGAUUAAUAAAUUACGUAUGCAGUUCUUCAAUUCAAUUCCAAAAUUAUCCCUUAGAAAAACAAGCAAGCUGUUGGAAACUGUGAUCAUCCUUGUAUGUACGACGACUGUUACAGUAUACUUACCGUAUUUCUUUCCGUGCACCCCAGUCAUGAACGUGAGAAGCUACUCGCUGAGAAACAACUCAGAAAUCAUAAAUCAGUUCAAGAGGGAAAUUUCAGAAUAUAGCUGUUCAUCAAGCACAUGGAUUGGUCCAGAUGGAGUCAGAUAUUCUAAUCAAACCUUCAAUCAAGCUGCUGCACUUCUAGUUGAAAAUGGGAAGCGAGGGAUCACGUAUCUUUUUAAACGUGGGACUCAUGAAGAAUUCGGAUAUACAUCCCUCUGCACUGCUUUGGCAUUUUAUUUCAUCCUCAGCUGUUGGACGGCAGGUUCUGCUGUUGCCAGUGGCCUGGUUAUUCCUAUGCUGUACACAGGAGCUUUGUAUGGCAGGAUAAUUGGUUUGAUCCUUGUUUCCAUUUUUGGUGUUCAAACUAAUGAAUAUGGAGCAUGGAUUGAUCCAGGUCUCUUUGCUGCAAUUGGAGCUGCCUCCUUUUUCAGUGGUGUGUCAAGACUAACCAUCUCCCUCACUGUGAUAAUGGUGGAGAUCACAAAUGAUGUCCAGUCCUUGCUACUGAUAAUGCUGGCUGUCAUGGUGGCCAAGAUGGUUGGUGACUUGUUCAACGCAUCCCUGUACAGUUCCCUCCUGAAGCUGAAAUGCAUUCCCUACUUGGAUGUGGAACCUUUUGUUCGUCACAGGAGAAAAUGGUUGAACCUGGAAUUGUUCUCUGCCAAGGAUGUCAUGGAGCCUGGCGUCAGAGUCCUUCACCUGAAGGAAAACAUUGCCUCCUUGGCUUGGCUUCUUACAAGUACAAGCCAUGGUGGAUUCCCAGUGGUUUGGAGGCCCAAGCCAGACCAUGCAGAGGUGUUCCAGGGAACUAUUAAAAGGUUAGAGCUGUGCAUGCUGCUGGAGGAUGAGCACAUCUUUGAACCAGAGACAAAUGAUGAGUCUUUCUCCUCCUCUCAUCCUCUCCCUUAUGAGAAGAUAACAGUGGAGAAGCUGCCCAAUCUGUCGCGCCUAACCAUGCUGCUGAAUCGCUACACUACAGAUCCCCGGUAUCAGCAACUCUUCAUCAAUCUGGAGCCAUACAUAAACAAAUCUGCAAUGUCAGUCCAAGCUCAUUUCUCGCUGCAACGCACCUACAUCAUCUUUCGCACCCUGGGGCUACGCCACCUCACUGUUGUUGACCAGCAGAACCAAGUGGUUGGGGUGAUCACCAGGAAGGACCUGAUGCCUUUCCCACUGGAGGACAGGCUCAGGCUCCAGUUGGCACCACAGAGCCCUGAUGCAGGAAAAAAUAAUCAGAUCUUUUCCACUUGA